UUCUCCUCCCACUCUCAAAAACCCCUUAAACUCUCUCACUCCAUCAGAGAUGGAGAGAACCCUAGAUUCCACCACUAAUGGUGUUGGAGGUGGAAGUCCAUCACCAUCUAGACUCUCUUCGUUCAAGAUACCUCCUCUUGUUCAACCUGAUUACAGCUCCAGACCUGUUCAGGAAGCGUUGGAACACUUGGCGACAAUUGAUCUUAUAGAGUUGUCUAACGAAGCAAAAGUUGAGCGUUGCCGGGCAACCAGAGAUUUGAGAAGUUGUGGACGCUAUGUGCGGCAUGUUCUAAAUUCAUGUGGUCAUGCCUCGUUAUGCUCCGAGUGUAGUCAACGAUGUGAUGUCUGCCCCAUAUGUAGAACUUCAAUACCGAAGACAGAAAACCUUCUCCGUGUUCGUCUUUUUUAUGAGUGUAUUGAAGCUGGACUUAUCUCAAAAAGAUUUGAUGACAGAUUUCAAGAGAAAGAAGACGGGGAGAAGGAGUUAACUACUGAUGUCCAACGUCUUUAUUGCCUCUUCGAUGUUGCAAUGGAAAAUAACCUGGUGUCUUUGAUUUGCCAUUAUGUUACAGAUGUUUGUAUGGAUGAAAGUGCUGUUUCCAGUGAUCCUGUCAUUGCUUUCCUUGUGGAUGAAGUUGCUGUCAAGGAUUGGUGCAAGCGGACUUUUGGAAACAUUAUCAGUAAUCUUCAGGCGAUUUAUACGCUACAAGUAGAAGAAAUGAAAAAAAAGUUGCCACUACUUUCGAAGUUUUUAUCGCAGCUUACUGGUAUUUCCAAUGUAAUUGAGGUUUUGGAGUCUUCGAUAAAGGGAACCCUUUAUGCCCAACAAGACUUGCACAACCUUCAAGAGAAUGUAUUAAAGGCUAAACAGCAUUUAGAGAUUAUUAAGUGGUCGAUAAAGCGUCAGUUUUUGGAAAAUGUUAGGUCACGACAUAUUAAUUACAGUUCAUGGCGUUCACGCUUCCGUGAUAGGAAGUCUGCUGCAAUUACUCGUGCGUGGCCUGAGUUUAAAAGCAAUUCUGCUGAAUAUGCCAAACAGGAUUCUGCUACACUUUUCAUAGAAGAUGCAUUAUCAAAUCUAGGGAUAGAACAAGAAACGAGUAAGGAGCUGGAAGUUCUAUCGUUGGUGAAGAAUGGGAGUUCAUCAUCAUUUAUUAGGUCUAAUAUAGAGGGGUUUGAAGGAUGUUAUCCAUUUGAAACUUUAAGAGAUGCGGCGGAUGUUCUCUUUUUAUGUGGAAGCUCUGAUGUGGUUGUUGCAAAGCGAGCAAUUUUUUUGUACUACUUGUUUGAUAGGCAUUGGACGAAGCCUGAUAAAGAAUGGCGACAUAUAAUAGAUGAUUUUGCAGCUUCAUUUGGUAUAACCAGGGAUUUGAUGCUCGAGUCUUUGACAUUCUAUUUGCUAGAUGACAACACAGAUCAGGCACUACAGGAAGCAUGCAAACUUCUCCCAGAAAUUGCAGGCCCAAAUACGCAUCCAAAGAUUGCACAAGUCAUGUUAGAAAGACAGAACCCUGAUGGUGCUUUGAUGGUUCUACGGUGGUCGGGUCGUGAUGGUGGUGCUCAACUGGUUUCUCUUCGAGAGACAGUGAUUGCUGUUAGAGUUAGAGUCGAGUGUGGGCUGCUGACAGAAGCAUUUAUGUAUCAGAGGACACACUGCCUGAGGGUGAAGGAAGAGAAAGUUAAGCGUGGAACUUCCAGCCAGGCCCUUUUAAAUGACGUAAAAGUCAAAGAAGACACUUGGUUGGACCAAAUGGAUUCUUUGAUUACUGAAAUCUGUUGCCUGUGUAUUCGGAGAAAUUUGAUAGAUAAAAUGAUAGAGUUGCCAUGGAAUUCUGACGAGGAGAAAUGUAUCCACAAGUGUCUCCUUGAGUACGCUACUGAAUAUCCGGAAUCCACUUCUGGAAGCCUUCUUGUUGUGUAUUAUCUUCAGCGCUUUAGAUAUAUUGAGGCAUACCAAGUCGAUCAGAAACUUCAGAGCCUAGAGCAGGACAUAAUCUCCAAGGCUUCUAAUGGUGAAGAAGCUGUGUCCAAAAUAAGGUCAAUAAGUCAGUGGAGGGCAGGAUUGGUUGAUAAAUGCAUCGACUUACUACCUGAUGUGCAGCAACAACAAGUCAAGUUAGGGAAUUUUCCUGAUUUUGGGGUUUUUUCUUCUUCGAAGGAAGAUGGGUCCAAAUCUGAUAUGUCUGAGGAGCAACCACCAAAUUCAAGUUUAUUGCAUCCCUUUCCUAGUGACUCGUCUGUUCUGCUAGGGUUGAGUUCCGCUAAGAAAGGUUCAGCAUUUGAUACUCCGGCUAAACCUACUGGGUCUAUAAUCAAUUCUCACAUUGACCUUAGCAACUACCGUUCUCCAUCUAUUGUCAAAGGGAGGUUUCUUACCCCUGUUGGAGGCUCGUCUAAUUCUCACAGCAAGGGCAGCCUGUUCUCAAAGCAUGCCUCUGCAAGCAGAGAAGUCAAGUAUCCAAGCGGAAUCAAGUCAACCUUCAAACUAGAUGACAUCUCAACCCCAGGAACUAUUUAUCUUACUCCUGAUAGCAGUACACCGCUUAAAGAAGCGAAUAGAAUUUCACCAAUGGUACACGCAGUCGAAUACACACGUCCUUCGUAUCUCCACAGUAUACCAGAGCCUCUGAUCAGCACACCCAUCAAUAACCAUGGGUUUUUAAGAGACACGCUUCAAGAUUCGAGUUCAACUGGAUCUGGUAAGCGGGUCUCUUCAGAGAGGCCAUGGAUGUCAGCUGCAAGAGAUGAGUCGAUGGAUUUCACUUGGAGCCAAGCAAAGAAAAAUUCUCCUGUUAAGGAUUUAAAAGGGAUUGUUGGGUCUAGAUGGAGGUCCGACGAAGACAAUGAGGAUGAACAGCCGAGUGCCGAGAAGAUUAUCAGCAGAGGUUUGGCAUCGAUCCCGUUGAGAAGAGAAAGAAGAUGCAGGUCUACUAGAAUAUAACGAUCUUCUGUACAAUCGCCUGACAUGAGUAUACAACAAAUGUAAUUGCAGAGAAAAUAAGGACAGGAACUUGGAUCUCUAUAGCUGUUUUGUAAUGGGCUAUUUACUAAUGCAGACAUGUUUUAUUCGAGAAGCGAUCUUUUGGAGAGUUUGAAGCUAGAGCAGUAAAUAUAUAAGUCGGCUUUUAUUCUUGAAGUAGAGUUCUGUUACAGUUACAAGUCAGUUUAAGAAUGUAAUUUUCCCCUUCCUCUUCCCUUUAAGACUUGUUUUGAUAGGUUCUGUAGCAUAAAUGAUUUUUUGUUUGGGGCAGCAGUACUCUGUAAUUUUCCCCAUCCAAAAUGAGAAAUCUUUUGUUACAAUUGGUUUUAAGGUCACAACAGAUGAUUUUUGUUGCA
Papaver somniferum (opium poppy) is the source of this 3336-nucleotide messenger RNA. RefSeq names its product E3 ubiquitin-protein ligase HOS1-like. Gene Ontology annotation, biological process: protein ubiquitination. The record is from RefSeq and is a predicted model, not a curated record. Gene Ontology annotation, molecular function: ubiquitin-protein transferase activity. Lineage: Eukaryota; Viridiplantae; Streptophyta; Magnoliopsida; Ranunculales; Papaveraceae. Bases 50 to 2941 code for a protein of 963 amino acids. The transcript has 10 exons.